This is a messenger RNA of Homarus americanus (American lobster), 2228 nucleotides long. Its product is annotated as lipopolysaccharide-induced tumor necrosis factor-alpha factor homolog. The transcript has 5 exons. The record is from RefSeq and is a predicted model, not a curated record. NCBI's taxonomy places the organism in Eukaryota, Metazoa, Arthropoda, Malacostraca, Decapoda, Nephropidae. Gene Ontology annotation, molecular function: zinc ion binding. The coding region runs from base 581 to 1234 and encodes 217 amino acids.
AAAAGAACAUGUCAAAAGCGAGUUGUCCUCCUAUGUCGGCGCCGCCGCCAUAUGCCCCACCCAGCUAUUUUCAAGCAGUUGGAGGUGUGCCUCCACGAGCACCCUUCACACCCUUCCAAAGUAAGGGAAGCAGGCAGGUACGUGGAACAACAGCUCAGUACAACAAAUCGGGUAGUGAGAGCAGACAAGAGGUGUAAGUGAGAGCUCACAUGGAACUUGGUGAUCUAAAACUUAAAGAUGGACUUAAAGUAAUCUUGUAAUCUAUGAAUUAUUUUAAUGUCUUUGAAGAAAAGUGUGGUGCAGAAAAUUUAAUUUAUGGUGUGAGAGAGUGAACACAAGGAAAUGAACAGUGAGAACAAAUACUUACUCAUAUAAGAAGUCUUCACUAUAGUGUUCUCUUAUACAGUAUUGUAUAAAUUUUGUUAUGGCGGUUGAAGACACACUACAAUACAGUACAUACCUGUUUAAAUGAAACACUGGAUCAAGUGUGAUUCAAAAUGUGAAUGAAAAAGUACUUUCGAUGUAUUACUGUAUUACGUAAAGGUUUCACAGUUGAUGGUUAAGGACAUGCAUUAAAGUGAUGGGGUUGCCCCGAGAGGGUAAAGGUGACGUAGACAGUGUCAGGACUAGAGUGUCUUGCAGUGGUGGCUCAAGUGGCAACCUGAUAGUCCCAAGGAGAGCAAGUGAGGGCUCCAGAAAUGAUGCUGAGGAUCCUCCGUUAUGGGCUUGGUACUCUCAGCCAAACAUUGGAGGACCAAAGGGAUCCCUCAUCGCCCCACUUGCAGCGCCUAAUACUCCCACGUCUUUUCCGCUUGAUUCGUCUUUUCACGAGGCAAUACGACAGCGGCUCUUUAACACUGGUGAGGUGCCUAUGGCCCCAUUGUAUGUUCCCUCAAGGGUUCACGUUGUUCAAGGGGUCCAGAUAGGAUCCUCAGUUACUCCUGCUGCGUACCCCACUUAUGGACAUGCUGGUGCUCCAACUGCUGUUGUGACAACAGUGGUCCCUCUAGGAUCUCAAUCUACCCAUAUGAUAUGUCCUCACUGCCACGCAGAUGUUGACACUGCUACUAAGUUGUCCCCGUCCAUGGUAGCUUGGUUGUCUGGAUUCAUCAUCUGUAUUCUUGGGGGUGUGAUGGGCUGCUGCCUGGUUCCCUGCUGUAUUAAUGACUGCAUGAAUGUUGAACACAGUUGUCCCAACUGUCAUGCCUUUCUGGGGAAAUACAAUAGAGGAUAAAGAGGAGACAGCUCACUUGCACUCUCCUAUUCACUUGUCUUCUCUUAACAAAUAGUAGCUAUUACUUUAAGAGUGGAUGGCAUAUAUGGGAAAACCACACACACACACACACACAAACACUACUUCAGAAACAUAAGAGGUACCUCUCGAUGCCAUUCAGUGAAACUUGAUCCAUUUUUUGUGUAGCUUUGUGUGAGGACAAAGUUUAACUUGUUUUGAAAUGUUAACAGCUUUCACUUGCUGACAACAGUCACUGAAACAUUGAUUUAAUUUGUGAAAUCAUUAGAAUAAUUUGUGUUGGAUUUUAUCUUGGGAAAACUGAAGGAUAAAAUAUAUUUCAAUGAGAUGUCAGUAAAGAAACAAAUUGGAUUACAGAAGGAAGUAGCCGUAGGCUUCACAGCGUUUGCAGACUUUUGUUAUUUCAGUAUAUGGACUUAUGUAUAAAUUAUACCAGUAAUUCUUUAGUGCUACAGUUCAGAUUAGUUGGAAGACAAGAAGUUGGCAAAAUUGAAGAUAAUAUUAAAUAUAUUUUUAUAAUUGACAACUAGUGGUACUAGUUCCUGACCAAAUUAUGAGAAGUAGCACAGUCUUUUGGACUUACUGAAACUUCUGGCAGCCAGCCACUGAUAGCUAUUAGCUACAAUUAAUAUUUUUAUAAAAUAUGAAUAUGAGAAAACCGUAACUCCUUACAUAAAGAGUUUGUGUACUGACCAUCACACUUUUUAUUUCACUCAAAAAUAGAAAAAAAAUAUCUUAUAUUACAGUGAAAGGAAGAACCUGUAACAGUAUAUUUCCAUCAACACUUAUUAAUUUUAUAGUCCACAAUAAUCCAAUGAAUCAAUUGAACACCACGUAUGUGGAAUGUCUGAAAACAAAAUGGUAAUAUUAAUUUUGAUACUUUCUAAUUUCAUUUCAAAUUGGGUGGAUAUGAAAUAAGUUUGUCCAUCCAGGCUCUCAGAGCUUAGGGUAAUUUUUCCAUUUUUUUUCAUUUAAA